AUGGCUAGCGCUCCCCCGUGGCACUUCGCAACCAGCGCUUCCAGCGUGCGCGCCAUGGCAGGCCCUGUUGGGGUGAACCACGAUGCACAGUGCCUACGAACAGCGCUUGAAGCCCUCGGCUCGGAUGGCCUUGAGGGCCAAACGCUGCGGCACUGUCUGGGUGCCGCACAUCUGCGUGGGGAUACUGCCCAUGUGGACUUCCGGAGUUUGCAGGCCGAGCUGGGAGCCUUCGUGGCUGCGGUGGCCUCUCUGAAUCCAGCGAACUCGCCCAGAAAAGCGGUGCAAAGGCAAUCGCCCAGGGCAGUGCCGGAAGGCAUCAUGAGUGCUGGGGGUCUGGCAGAAGGCAGAGUACGGCACAAGAUGGGCACCCAAGGCAACCAGCGGGCUGUGCCAAGCCGACCUCGCCCGGUUCUAGAAGGUGUGAGUUCCGCUGGAGGAAGACCGUCGAUACCUGGCCUGGUCAAGGCUCAGCAGAUCAGCUGCCCACCCACGCCAGAGGAAACCUCGCCCAUGUCAAGCAGCUGUGCUGAUCAUUGCCUGAGUACGCCCACUGCGUUGACACGGCGUAAGGAAAGGUCUGAGCCUAGCCCUUCCAAGCCCAAGAAGCCAGCGAGCGGAGACGUGCAUGCUCGUGAGGCUGGGCGAAUCAUGGAUGGUUCCUCGCAAAGCGAUGCGGCGUCUCCGCCGUCCGAGGAUGCCUCUACAGCAGUGCCGCAGUCAUCAUAUACCAGUGAAGGAGCUUGCACCCCGUCGGUGCCAUUCUCACCUCCCUCUCGGUUCCGUCCGGUUUCUGGAGCUGCCGCCUUGCCAUCUGGCUCGCGAGCUGGCUCCAAAGAGCCGCAGGCGGCAUACCGAGGCCCGCCGGCUGAGUCGAGGACACCGCGCUGGCAAGAUGUUCAGAUGGCAUCGGCGGCGCGUCGCAGAGAGCAGUCCGCAGAGGCAACCUGUGGGCAGCGCGCUGCGCGCACUCCCCGCCCGGGCGCGCAUGUUCGAACGCCGAGCAAUCCCAGUGCAGUUCGUCUUGCGGAAGAGGUCAAUAAGGGUCACGUUCUCAUCAAACGGGAUCGGGACAGUGUGAUGAAAACGGCUGCUGCACAUUUUCAUGCCAGUCCAGGGCAGCCAGUGAACAGCUUGGAAUUCUACGCCGUUGGCAGACUGCUUGGCAAGGGGGCCUUCGGAAAGGUGAAUGUAGCGGUGCACAAGGUGACAGAGGAGCUUUCUGCGAUGAAGCAAUGCGACCGUCGUCGCAUGACAGAGGUGGGGAACAAGAAGAGCCUCAUGCAGGAGGUUGCGAUCAUGAAGCGCCUGACCAGCCAUGCGAACAUCAUUCAGCUGUUCGAGGUCAUCGAGACGGCCUCUCAAAUUGUGCUGAUGAUGGAGUUUGCCACCGGCGGUGACCUCCUACGCUACGUGCGAAAUCGACGACGGCUAGCAGAGCCAUGCGCGAAGGACCUCUUCAAGCAGCUCAUGGAGGGUUUGGAGCACGUGCACGAGAUGCACGUCGUUCACAGGGAUAUCAAGUUAGAGAACUUGCUGCUGGAUCCUUUUGGCUGUGUCAAGAUCGCAGACUUUGGAGUUGCAGCUAUUGUCCAGCCGGGAAAGAAGCUGCAUGACCACUGUGGUACACCAUCGUACAUAGCUCCGGAGAUCCUGCAGGAUGCUGGGUAUGAGGGGUUUCCCGUGGACGUAUGGAGUGCCGGAGUCGCCUUGUACGCUAUGCUUUGUGGCCGACUUCCCUUCAAGGGGAAGAGCAUGUCGGAACUGAAGCGAUACAUCCUUCGUGGCAAGUUUCAAUGCCCGAGUCACUUGAGUCCGGCGGGUGAAGAGCUUAUUGGGAGCAUGCUCACAAUGGAGCCCAGGAGCCGCGCCACCAUCAAGCGGGUGCUGUCGCACAGUUUCCUAGAGGGCAUCGCAAAUCGUGCCAAGCAGAUCUACGGGUGCUUGCUUUGCCCCAUGCACCCAGAGGAUGGCAAGCCAGAGGGCUGCGUGAACCUCGCACAGUCGGCCCCUACUCGUGCGGUUCUGCAGAAGGUCAUGGAUUUUGGAUUUCCCUCGGCUAGCACCGAGGAGUCGUUGACUCUGGGUAGGUUUGAUCACGCAACAGCAAUGUUCCACCUCGUCGCUCAGCAGGUCAUGCGCAGGAGAGUAGAAGCGCAGGACUUCCGGCCUGAAGCUGGUGAUCCUGCACGUUUGCAUCCAGAUGCUGGCCGCGCGGAUGAAGGCGAAGAGGAGCUGGAUGGCGGUGGAACUGACGAUGUGUCCACACUGAUUCGUGCAGCACCCUGCUGA
This is a messenger RNA of Effrenium voratum, 2289 nucleotides long. The record is from the annotation of a GenBank genome assembly. NCBI's taxonomy places the organism in Eukaryota, Dinophyceae, Suessiales, Symbiodiniaceae.